GAGAAGGUUCUUCACUCUGAGGACAAGGUUCUUCACUCUGAGGACAAGGUUUUUCACUCUGAGGAUAGGGUUCUUCACGUUGAGGACAAGGUUCCUCACAGCGUCGACAAGGUUCCUCACUUUGAGGACAAGCUUCUUCACUCUGCGGACAAAGUUCUUCACUCUGAGGACAAGGUUCUUCACUCUGCGGACAAGGUUCCUCACUCUGAGGACAAGGUUCCUCACACUGAGGACAAGGUUCCUCACUCUGAGGACAAGGUUCUACAAUCUGAGGACAAGGUUCCUCACACUGAGGAGAAGGUUCUUUACUCUGAGGACAAGAUUCUUCAGUCUGAGGACAAAGUUCUUCACUCUGACGACAAGGUUCCUCACACUGAGGACACGGUUCCUUACUUGGAGCUGGAGGACAAGGUUCGUCACCCUGAGGAAAAGGUUCUUCACUCUGAGGAGAAGGUUCUUCACUCUGAGGACAAGGUUAUUCACUCAGAGUACAAGGUUCUUCAUUCCGGGGAUAAUGUUCCUGACUCUGAGGACAAGGUUCCUCACUCUGAGGAAAAGGUUCCUCACUCUGAGGACAAGGUCCUUCAAUCUGAGGACAAGGUUCCUCACACUGAGGACAAGGUUCCUCACUUUGAGGACAAGGUUAUUCAAACUCUGAGGACAAGGUUCUUCACCCUGAGGACAAGGUUCUUCACUCUGAAGACAAGGUUCUUCACUCUGAAAACAAGAUUCUUCACUCUGAGGACAAGGUUGUUCAAUCUGAGGAGAAGAUUCCUCACACUGAAGACGAGGUUCCUCACUCUGAGGACAAGCUAUCUCACUCUGAGGACAAGGUGCCUCACUUUGAGGACAAGUUUAUUCAGUCUGAGGACAAGGUUCUUCACACCAAGGAAAAGCUUCCUCACAUUGCGGACAAGGUCCCUCACCUUGAGGGAAAUGUCCUUCACUCUGAGGACAAAGUUCUUCACCCUGAGGACAAGGUUCUUCAUUCUGAGGACAAGGUUCCUCACUCUGAGGACAAGGUUCUUCACUCUGAGCACAAGGUUCCUCACACUGAGGACAAGGUUCUUCACUCUGAGAACAAGUUUCCACAACCUCAGGGCAAGGUUCCUCACUUUCAGGAGAAGGUUCCUCACUUUUAGGACAAGGUUUGUCAUUUUGAGGACAAGGUCCUUCACUCUGAGGACAAAGUUCCUGGACUGAGCACAAAGUUCCUGACAGUGAGGACAAAGUUCCCCACUCUGAGGACAAGGUUCCUCACUCUGACCACAAAGCUUCUCACUUUGAGGACAAGGUUCCGCGCACUGAGGACAAAGUUGCUGAUGCUGAGGACAAGGUUACUGACUCUUAGGACGAGUUUCUUCACUCUGAGCACGAGGUUCGUCUCUUUGAGGACAAGGUUCGUCACACUGAGGACAAAGUUGCUGACACUGAGGACAAUGCCCUCACUCUCAGGAAAAAGUUCUUCACUCUGAGGACAAGGAUCUUCACUCUGAUGACAAGGUUCCCCACUCUGAGGACAAGGUUUCUCAAUCUGAAGGCAAUGUUCCUCACACUGAGGACAAGGCUCUUCACUCUCAGGGCAAGGUUCUUCACACUGAGGACAAGGUUCUUCACUCUGAGGACAAGGUUCUUCACUCUGCAAACAAGAUUCAUCACUCUGAGGACAAGGUUCUUUAAUCUGAGGGUAAGAUUCCUCACACUGACGACGAGGUUCCUCACUCUGAGGACAAGCUAUCUCACUCUGAGGAGAAGGUCCCUCACUUUGAGGACAAGUUUAUUCAGUCUGAGGACAAUGUUCUUUACUCUGAGAACAUGGCUCUUCACUCUCAGGACAAGGUUCUUCACACAAAGGACAAGGUUCCUCACACUGCGGACAAGGUACCUCACCUUGAGGGAAAUGCCCUUCACUCUGAGGACAAGGUUCUUCACUCUGAGGACAAGGUUCUUUACUCUGAGGACAAGGUUCUUCACUCUGAGGACAAGGUUCUUCACGCUGAGGACAAGGUUCGUCAUUGUGAGGACAAGGUUCCUCACCCUGAGGACAAGGUUCUUCACUCUGAGCACAAGGUUCCUCACACUGAGGACAAGGUUCUUCACUCUGAGAACAAGUUUCCUCACCCUCAGGACAAGGUUCCUCACUUUCAGGAGAAGGUUCCUCACUUUUAGGACAAGGUUUGUCAUUUUGAGGACAAGGUUCUUCACUCUGAGGACAAAGUUCCUGAACUGAGGACAAAGUUCCUGACAGUGAGGACAAAGUUCCUCACUCUGAGGACAAGGUUCCUCACUUUGACUACAAAGCUCCUCACUUGGUGGACAAGGUUCCUCGCACAGAGGACAAAGUUGCUGAUACUGUGGACUCAGAUAGAUUAAUGCAUGGGUCAAGUUUCAGCAGAGUUCGAAAUAUUGGUAUAUAAAGUUGGGCGCAAUUUUUAAAAAGAAAACAAGGUUAAGUUUAACGUUUCAUGGUUUAAUGUUAUAGAUUUUGACCCGGUGAAUUUUUAUCGAUUUUUAUUUUAUUAUUCGUUCUUCACAUGAACUGUUAUAUAGCCUUAAACAUCAAUAAACACAGGUUAAAUGGAAACCCAUUGUGCGGACUCAUAAAAUCGCUUUCCCUAAUUGGCAUUUUGCUUUAAAACAGUACAUAGCAUCUUGUACUAAACGAAACUAACUUGCUUUGUUGUCUAGAUGGCUAAACAAAGUAAAUAUUUUGCGUUUUGUGUCAAUUUAUUCAGUAACUCGGCGUAUUUAUUUAAAUAUAUUUUGAAUAUUCGUGUUAAUGUAGGUAUAUCAAGUUAUGACUAUCAAGUUUGUGUUGUGCUUCAUCUAUUUAGCAUAAAAUUAUCGUUGCUUAUGUAUUGUAACCUUGUCCGCAAAACGGGCGAAAGUCAUAGUUUGUAUCAAAUAUGGAAAGAAAGCUAUCGCCAUUAAGCCGUAUUAUUUACGACCAGCGGGAGACCGCAUUGUCGAUUAUAAUUAGUUGCGCAAGACGCAAGUCACUACAAAUGCAACCAUUGUUACAAUUUCAUGUUGUAUUUCAUAUUAUAAAGUUGUAGUUUCAUAUUUUAUUGAUAAGAAAUAAUCAAGACGAUGUUUCUGUACAAUAUAAACAUGAAAUCAUGGGUAUUCAUCGCACUUGUAUGGACUUGCAGUCUUGCGCAACUAAUUAUAAUAGACAAUGCGAUUUCCCGCUGGUCGUAAAUAAUACGGCUUAAUGGCGAUAGCUUUCUUUCUAUAUCUGAUACAAACUAUGACUUUCGCCCGUUUGCGGACAAGGUUACAAUACAUAAGCAACGAUGAUUUUAUGCUAAAUAGAUGAAGCACAACACAAACUUGAUAGUCAUAACUUGAUAUACCUACAUUAACACGAAUAUUCAAAAUAUAUUUAAAUUAAUACGCACAGUUACGGAAUAAAUUGACAUAAAACGCGAAAUAUUUAUUUUGUUUAGCCAUCAAGACAACAAAGCCAGUUAGAUUCGUUUAGUGCAAGAUGCUAUGUACAACAUUAAACCAAAAUUGCAAUUGAGGAAAGCGAUUUUAUGAGUCCGCACAAUGGGUUUCCAUUUAACCUGUGUUUAUUGACGUUUAAGGCUAUAUAACUGCUCAUGUGAAGAACGAAUAAUAAAAUAAAAAUCGGUAAAAAAUUCACCAGGUCAAUAUCUAUAACAUUAAACCAUGACAGGUUAAACCUAACCUUGUUUUCUUUUUAAAAAUCGCGCCCAACUUGGUAUACCCAAAUUUCGACCUUGACUGAAACUUGACCCAUGCAUUAAUCUACCUGAGGACAAGGUUACUGACUCUGAGGACGAGUUUCUUCACUCUGAGCACAAGGUUCGUCGCUUUGAGGACAAGGUUAGUACACUGAGGACAAAGUUGCUGACGCUGAGGACAAUGCCCUCAAUCUCAGGAAAGAGUUCUUCACUCUGAGGACAAGGAUCUUCACUCUGAGGACAAGGUUCCCCACUUUGAGGACAAGGUUUCUCAAUCGGAAGGCAAGGUUCCUCACACUGAGGACAAGGCUCUUCACUCUGAGGACAAGGUUCCCCACCCUGAGGACAAGGUUUCUCAGUCUGAGGACAAGGUUCCGCACUUUGAGGACAAGGUUCUUCACUCUGAGAACAAGUUUCCUCACCCUCAGGAUAAGGUUCCUCACUUUCAGGAAAAGGUUCCUCACUUUUAGGACAAGGUUUGUCAUUUUGAGGACAAGGUUCUUCACUCUGAGGACAUAGUUCCUGAACUGAGGACAAAGUUCCUGACAGUGAGGACAAGGUAACGUUCCUCACUCUGAGGACAAGGUUCUUCACUCUGACCACAAAGAUCCUCACUUUGAGGACAAGGUUCCUCGCACUGAGGACAAAGUUGCUGAUACUGAGGACAAGGUUACUGACUCUGAGGACGAGUUUCUUCACUAUGAGCACAAGGUUCGUCACUUUGAGGACAAGGUUCGUCACACUGAGGACAAAGUUGCUGACACUGAGGACAAUGCCCUCACUCUCAGGAAAAAGUUCUUCACUCUGAGGACAAGGAUCUUCUCUCUGAGGACAAGGUUCCCCACUCUCAGGACACGGUUUCUCAAUCUGAAGACAAGGUUCCUCACACUGAGGACAAGGCUCUUCACUCUGAGGACAAGGUUCCCCACCCUGAGGACAAGGUUUCUCAGUCUGAGGACAAGGUUCCUCACUUUGAGGACAAGGUUCUUCACUUUGAGGACAAGGUUAUUCAGUCUGAGGACAAGGUUCUGCACUCUGAGGACAAGGUUCUUCCCUAUGAGGACAAGGAUUUUCACUCUGAAGACAAGGUUCCUCACCCUGAGGAGAAGGUUCUUCACUUUGAGGACAAGGUUCCUCAUUCUGAGGACAAGGUAUCUCACUCUGAGGACAAGGCUCCUCACUUUGAAAACAAGGUUAUUCACUCUGAGGACAAGGUUCUUUACUCUGAGAACAAGGUUCUUCACUCUGCGGACACGGUUCCUCACUCUGAGGACAAGGUUCCUCACACUGAGGAGAAGGUUCUUUACUCUGAGGACAAGGUUCUUCAGUCUGAGGACAAAGUUCUUCACUCUGACAACAAGAUUCCUCACACUGAGGACACGGUUCCUUACUUUGAGGACAAGGUUCUUCACCCUGAGGACAAGGUUCUUCACUCUGAGGAGAAGGUUCUUCACUCUGAGGACAAGGUUAUUCACUCUGAGGACAAGGUUCUUCACUCAGAGGACAAGGUUCUUCAUUCUGGGGAUAAAGUUCCUGACUCUGAGGACAAGGUUCCUCACUCUGAGGAAAAGGUUCCUCACUCUGAGGACAAGGUCCUUCAAUCUGAGGACAAGGUUCCUCACACUGAGGACAAGGUUCCUCACUUUGAGGACAAG
Molecule: messenger RNA, 5365 nt
Organism: Paramuricea clavata
Lineage: Eukaryota; Metazoa; Cnidaria; Anthozoa; Malacalcyonacea; Plexauridae
Source: the annotation of a GenBank genome assembly